Molecule: messenger RNA, 1741 nt
Organism: Pomacea canaliculata
Lineage: Eukaryota; Metazoa; Mollusca; Gastropoda; Architaenioglossa; Ampullariidae
Product: methyltransferase-like protein 24
Exons: 7
Coding region: 319-1140 (273 amino acids)
Source: RefSeq, a predicted model, not a curated record
CACCAGGUUAUCUAAUCCAAGACAACUUGACCAAUCAUACAGACUCUGUUUCAGCUAGUGUGAUAAUACAACGUACAAUGGGGAAGGAAGCCGGAGUGCCCAGAGAAAACCUCCGACGAUUAGCCCUGUAAACAGGUAUCAAUUACAGGAUAUGCUGCAUAUCGCCAUGUUCGACAAGAUGGCGUGUACGUAGAAUAUACAACAGAACAGUGUGUACCUUCAGGCUAACCGUUUGCAGGGAGCACCAAUAGCGCUGCCAUAGCUACGAUAUCACUUUCGUCACUUCUGAAUACCUGUUACAGGACCAAGCACGUGAGAAUGGCAAGGAAAACGACCUUAUUUAUAUUGGUGUGCACUGUCGCAUUCUUCAUUUCCUGGUUUCUGUAUAUGCACAAGCACGUCAUCCCAAAGGUAUCUGCACCUCCUUCUCUUCCCACCAACAUUAGGAACAUGAAAGACGCUGAAUUGGAGGAACUGUACUACACCUACGUGGUAAACGUAGACGUGAAAUGCACCAACAGGAUUCGUCUGGGUAAGCCUGACGACGGCGGUUGGGAUGUCUGUGACGACAUAGAGCACCGUCCCCAAUCACCAUGUUUGGUGUAUUCGUUUGGGAUAAACAACGACUUCAGUUUUGACGAUGCGGUCAGCGCUAAAUACGGGUGCGAGGUUCACUCUUUCGACCCGAGCAUGGGACAAAAUGAUCACAAGCACUCAGACCGGGUGUUUUUCCAUAAACUUGGGAUAAGCGACAAAGACUUCGUCAACGACAAAGCCUGGACAAUGAGAACCCUGACGUCUAUCAAGAAGCAGCUAAACCACACUAAGAUCAAUAUCCUCAAAAUGGACAUCGAGGAAGACGAGUAUAAGGCCCUGCCGAACAUCAUUGCGUCAGACGAGCUGAAGGAUGUCGAUCAGCUGCUCUUUGAAAUCCACUACAAUUCUCACAAUGACCAGGCGACGAUCAUAGACUUCAUGGUGCGAGGUCUGGAACUGCUCCGUGACCUGCGGAACCUUGGCUUCUAUGUUUUUCACUCUCACCCGAACGAACAUAAUUAUAUUACGAGUAAGAUAUCUGGAAGUCGACGUACGACCUGUCACGAACUGUACAUGCUGAAUGUUAACCGAAACAGAAAGUAGUGUCAGGAAAGUAUUUGGUAUAUACUGUUCGGGAAAGAAGGCAGGAACGUGCAUAGAAGCAUUUUUUUGUGUGCAGUAAUGCGUACAGGCACAAAACAUGUACAUAGCUUUGCACAUACACAUGAUAAUGGGACGAUCGCACUUCUAACAACCAAAACUUUUAUUGCUUUUACUGUAGUCGAGUUUGUCAACGUCUGUUUUCCUCAGGACUACACUUAAUUUUAUCAGUUAAAAACUUCUUGAUUGCUUUUACUUUUUACCAUGUUGAAUGUUAACCGAAACAGAAAGUAGUGUCAGGAAAGUAUUUGGUAAAUACUCUUCGGAAAAGAAGGCAGGAAAGCGUACAGGCAUCAAAUAAUUGAUGGGAAGCAUUUGUAUUUGUGUGCAGUAAUGCGUACAGGCACAGAACAUGUACAUAGCAUUGCACGUAUACAUGAUAAUGGGACGAUCGCACUUCUAACAACCGAAACCACUAUUGCUUUUACUGUAGUCGAGUUUGUCAACGUCUGUUUUCCUCAGGACUACACUUGAUUUUAGCAGUUAAAGACUUUUUUAUUGCUUUUGAUUUUCAUCUAAUAAAGUUGUUUAAUAUGAAAUAUCA